AUUAAAGCCUCAUCUUCAGGCCCAGUAGAAGAUGUCAAUCAAAAUAAACUGUAUUGCUGAGACAAACGGCCACAAAUUAAAGCUAUUCAACUGCUCAAGGCCCAGAGACUAUCGCAGAAGGCAUGUGAGAUGAGAUCUCAAUCUGGGCCCUGAGCUCCGGCCCCAGAAUCACAGGAACAGACAUUUGGAGACCUCAGCCCCGCAUUCCUUGCUCCAAGGGGCAGCCAGGACACGCUGAAAAUAGCAACUGAUUCCAAAAAGAUAAAGGGAAUGACUCCAGCAGAGCACCCCACUCCUUUGAAGACCACAGAGGAAGAUGUCAGCCCAGUCCCUUCCUGCAGCAACACCCCCCACGCAGAAGCCCCCUCGGAUCAUCCGCCCCCGCCCUCCUUCUCGUUCCAGGGCUGCCCAGUCCUCAGGGCCUCCCCACAACAGCUCCUCUCCACAAGAACUUCCCCGAACCUCCAAUGAGGCACCAACCCCAAUGUGCACCUCCAUCUUCUGGGAGCCCCCAGCUGCAUCCCUCAAGCCCCCUGCUCUUUUGCCCUCCUCAGCUUCUAGAACCAGCCUCGACUCCCAGACUUCCCCAGAGUCACCUUCCAGCACCCCCACACCUAGUCCAGUGUCCCGGCGCUCCGCCUCCCCAGAACCUGCUCCCCGGUCUCCAGUCCCCCCACCCAAGCCUUCUGGGUCACCCCGCACGCCUCUGCUCCCCAUGGCCGGGGUCCUGGCUCAGAAUGGCUCUGCCUCAGCCCCUGGCACUGUGCGGAGGCUGGCUGGCAGGUUUGAAGGGGGUGCUGAAGGCCGGGCUCAGGAUGCAGAUGCCCCGGAGCCAGGUCUCCAAGCGAGAGCAGAUGUGAAUGGGGAGAGAGAAGCUCCCCUCCCCGGGAGUGGGUCCCAGGAGAACGGUGCUCCAGAUGCUGGCCUGGCCUGCCCUCCCUGCUGCCCCUGUGUCUGCCACACCACCCGACCUGGCCUGGAGCUCAGAUGGGUGCCUGUGGGGGGCUAUGAGGAGGUCCCCAGGGUCCCCCGUCGGGCCUCCCCGCUGCGGACCUCUCGCUCCCGCCCCAACCCUCCAAGCAUUGGUCACCCUGCUGUUGUCCUCACAUCCUACCGCUCCACUGCCGAGCGCAAACUCCUGCCACCCCUCAAGCCUCCCAAACCAACUCGUGGCAGGCAGGACGUCACCAUUUUCGGGGACCCCCCACAGCCAGAUCUUGAUCUGCCUUCUGAAGAUGGAAUCCAAACAGGGGACAGUCCUGAUGAAGCUCCUCGGAACGCUCCUCCAGCAACUGUGGAGGGGAGGGAAGAGGAGGGGCUAGAGGUGCUGAAGGAGCAGAACUGGGAGCUGCCCCUGCAGGAUGAACCUCUGUACCAGACCUACCGAGCAGCCGUGCUGUCAGAGGAGCUGUGGGGGGUGGGUGAGGAUGGGAGUCCUUCUCCAGCAAAUGCUGGAGAUGCGCCCACUUUCCCACGACCCCCUGGACCUCGCAACACCCUGUGGCAGGAGCUUCCGGCUGUGCAAACAAGCGGCCUUCUGGAUACCCUCAGCCCCCAGGAGAGGCGCAUGCAGGAGAGUCUUUUCGAGGUGGUAACGUCCGAGGCUUCCUAUCUGCGCUCCCUGCGGCUGCUGACCGACACCUUCGUGCUGAGCCAGGCACUCCGGGACACGCUCACCCCCCGUGAUCACCACACACUCUUCUCCAAUGUGCAGCGAGUCCAGGGAGUCAGCGAACGGUUUCUAGCAACGCUCCUGUCCCGUGUACGCUCUUCCCCCCACAUCAGCGACCUGUGUGAUGUGGUGCAUGCCCACGCUGUGGGGCCUUUCUCGGUGUAUGUGGAUUAUGUGCGGAACCAACAGUAUCAGGAGGAGACCUACAGCCGCCUCAUGGACACCAACGUGCGCUUCUCCGCCGAGCUGCGCCGGCUGCAGAGCCUCCCUAAGUGUGAGCGGCUCCCGCUGCCGUCCUUCCUGCUACUGCCCUUCCAGCGCAUCACCCGGCUCCGCAUGCUACUGCAGAAUAUCCUGCGCCAGACAGAAGAGGGGUCCAGCCGUCAGGAGAAUGCCCAGAAGGCCCUGGGUGCUGUCAGCAAGAUCAUCGAGCGUUGCAGCGCUGAAGUGGGGCGCAUGAAGCAGACUGAAGAGCUGAUCCGGCUCACCCAAAGGCUGCGCUUCCAUAAAGUCAAGGCCCUGCCCCUAGUCUCCUGGUCACGGCGCCUGGAGUUCCAGGGAGAGCUGACCGAGUUAGGGUGCCGGAGGGGGGGCGUGCUCUUUGCCUCGCGCCCCCGCUUCACCCCUCUUUGCCUACUGCUCUUCAGCGACCUGCUGCUCAUCACUCAGCCUAAGAGUGGGCAGCGGCUACAGGUUCUGGACUAUGCCCAUCGCUCCCUGGUCCAGGCCCAGCAGGUUCCGGAUCCAUCUGGACCCCCUACCUUCCGCCUCUCCCUUCUCAGCAACCACCAGGGUCGCCCCACCCACCGGCUACUCCAAGCUUCUUCCCUAUCAGACAUGCAGCGCUGGCUAGGAGCCUUCCCGACCCCAGGCCCCCUUCCCUGCUCCCCAGACACCAUCUAUGAGGACUGUGACUGUUCCCAGGAACUGUGUUCAGAGCCAUCUAUACCUUCCAAAACUGAAGGACGGAGUCUGGAGUCCAGGGCUGCCCCCAAACACCUGCACAAGACCCCUGAAGGUUGGCUGAAGGGGCUUCCUGGGGCCUUCCCUGCCCAACUGGUGUGUGAAGUCACAGGGGAACACGAAAGGAGGAGGCACCUUCGCCAGCACCAGAGGCUUCUCGAGGCUGUUGGGCCUUCUUCAGGCACCCCCAAUGCCCCCCCACCCUAAUGCAGGCUGAGGAGGGGGCACAUGUUGGGAGACACCUACCAGUGGGACACGGAGAGAACAAAGCCCAUUCAUCCAUUGCAUUCACUGUCAGUGGAGAUACUACCUCUCGUGGCAACCAAUAGAGAUUGAGCUUCAGGACAGGGCAGCCAAUGAAAACGGCCUCCUGAGCCCACAGCAAUAAGAAUGAAUGAGGAUGCGUUGAAUGUGUGGCCAAUGGAGACAGAAGCUUAGUGCAGAGCAGCCAAUGGGUACUGAGCUGGCUGAGCCUACGGCCAAUGAGUGUUCCUGCUAUGCUCAAGGCCAAGGAAGAUAAAUCUAGGUCAUGGCAGUUAAAAAGGGGCCUCAUUGGAGAUAAAGUCCUAGGAUAAAAUUGUGAACAGGAAUGAGCAGGAAGCCAACCAGCCAAAGAGAAUGGUGAUCUGGGCCCAAGAGACCAGUAGUCACCCUGACUGGUUCUGCAGCAAUGACUGGUCCUGUCUUUUGAGUCCGGGAAAUACUAGUUUCUAUUCAUGGGUGCUUCCUGUGCCCUCUCAAGUCAGUUCUUCUCUUCCAGAAGAAUUCAGAGUGUGUGUCUCAGAAAAUCUGCAUGUGUGCACUUGCAUGUGUAGAUGUGUGUAUAUGUAUCAGGCAAGGCAUUCUGCCGACCGUGGUGUGUGUGUGGAUUGUGUUCCUCACCCACAAAGGCUCCAUUUCUUCCUUUACCUCUCGUAUUUCCUAUUCCUAUUCCUUGCUCCAAGAAAGAUGCGAAGUCUGAGCUCCAGAAGAGACUGUGCUGGGUGUGGCUUGGCACCCAGGGGAUGAGAGCCCUGAGCUCUGGGUCUCUUGAAGGCCAGGGUUCCAUGGCAGCUGCAGGGCAAUGUUAUGGAGCAGCCAACAACCUGGCAGAGGAGCCCAAGGGACUGAAGAUGGCCAGUAGCUGGGUCCUGAGGCCCCUGAAGUCUGCAGGCCCUUCUCCUUGCCCCAAACACUGGCCUCCAUAAUUCCUGCCCGCAGAUUCCCCAACUUGAAGUAUAAUCCACUAGCCAGCCUCAGCCUUGAGCUUUGGAACCACAUUAGAUCCUGCAUCUGGGUGAAGACACGGGAGCUGUGGAUCACAGGCCAGCCAGUGAACCUCCUGGGCUUUUUUGCCUUUGUCCUGAUACUCUCACGGAAACACUGGGCCAAACAGUGGGGAGAGAUCGGAGAGCGGGUGUGGCUGCCCAACCCUAUCCAGAGUAUCUGUUUCCAGAUGAGCAAAUGCCUCGCAUGAUACCAGAGGAGGUGAGGGACAGAGACAGCAAGGCGGACAGUGACUGGCAGGGGGUCCCAGCCCGGAACAAGGCCUCCCCUUCAGCAGAGCAACUUGCCCAGGACCGACGCUGUCACAUUGACUGCAGGAGGCACAGGGACUCCGGGAGACUCAGAGGCAGACAGCACUGGCGUUUGGCAGUCCAUGACAUUGGAGACUCCCCUAGCAGGGUGCCUGACGUGGGGAACCCUCAAUAAAUAGUGGUGCAUUUGUACUGAG
Messenger RNA from Piliocolobus tephrosceles (Ugandan red Colobus), 4349 nucleotides. RefSeq names its product Rho guanine nucleotide exchange factor 15 (gene ARHGEF15). The coding region runs from base 317 to 2842 and encodes 841 amino acids. Lineage: Eukaryota; Metazoa; Chordata; Mammalia; Primates; Cercopithecidae. The transcript is spliced from 17 exons. Gene Ontology annotation, molecular function: guanyl-nucleotide exchange factor activity. The record is from RefSeq and is a predicted model, not a curated record. Gene Ontology annotation, biological process: activation of GTPase activity.